GCCAUUUCCAUCCGUUGUGAUGUUCUUUCCUUCUUUUUCUCUGUUUUUCUUAAUGUACAGGGAACAUAUAGCACCCAGAUCUUCUCAUUGGCUGUCCUUUUGUCUAGCAUGUUUAUUUAUAACCAGAUGGGUGGUAUCGAUGAGGCUGCUCUUGAUGGACUUUCUCUUGUCACUCAGAUGACAAAGCACAUUCGUGUUAGAGCAUCUGGAGGGAGGAGUUCGGUGUCUGAACUGGGUCAAUUUUCCCCUAUUUUUGUCUGGCUUCUUAGAGACUUUUAUUUGGACCUAGUAGAAGAUAACAGAAAAAUAACACCCCCUGACUAUCUGGAAAUUGCUUUGAGGCCUGUCCAAGGGAGUGGAAGAGAUAUAACUGCCAAGAAUGAGGCAUCUUUCUACUUCCUUUUUUUUUAUUAAUUUUCUUCAGGAAUUAUUAAUGACUUACAAGGCUUACCUGUCUGAACAUGAUCCUUAAAUAAAUUGGAAAUACUUGGCUUGGUAUGAAAUGAAAUUAGUAGAGACAUGCAAAGGAUGAAUAAUUUUAUUGAAUGCUUAAGAAUAGAAGAAAUAUUUUUCUCCUUCACAAAGGGUUUCUGCUUUCUUACGAACUUUCUGAUUAUCUGAAUGAAAUGAAUCUAUCAGUUCAAGAUUUAGUUUUGAUGAAUUACUAGAGCAAAAAAUGCACUCAGCAGGACAUAUGCUUUAUAUACAUUUCAGAAAUAAUUUCAUUUAUGUAGAGUAAAUGUAUGGUUAGUGGAAUCUUAUGAGGACAAUAUAAGCAAUAUUCAUGAAUCUCAAUAUUCAUGAAUCUAGACUUUAGUGCAGCAAUUCCCAAUGGAUAA
Messenger RNA from Vigna umbellata (rice bean), 839 nucleotides. The record is from RefSeq and is a predicted model, not a curated record. Lineage: Eukaryota; Viridiplantae; Streptophyta; Magnoliopsida; Fabales; Fabaceae.